Molecule: messenger RNA, 926 nt
Organism: Trichoderma atroviride IMI 206040
Lineage: Eukaryota; Fungi; Ascomycota; Sordariomycetes; Hypocreales; Hypocreaceae
Biological process (GO): proteasome-mediated ubiquitin-dependent protein catabolic process
Cellular component (GO): proteasome core complex, beta-subunit complex; proteasome core complex
Source: RefSeq, a predicted model, not a curated record
GACGGGGCCUCCAGGGAGAGCACCACUUAUUCCUUUACUUGCACUGCUGCCGUGAAUCUCGAAACGCAUCCCAGAAUCGAUCAACAGCAAGCAUCAUGUCUUCGCCCUUUUCGAUCAACGGCGGUGCCUGCGUCGCCAUGGUCGGCAAGGACUGCGUCGCCAUCGCCUGCGACCUCCGCCUCGGCCUCCAGGCCCUGACCAUCUCCAACAACUUCCCCAAAAUCUUCCAGUACGGCGACGUCUUCCUGGGCCUGACCGGCCUAGCCACAGACGUCAGCACCGUCAGCGACCUCUUCCGCUACAAGGUCAACAUGUACCGCCUGCGCGAGGAGCGCGCCAUCGCCCCGCGCACCUUUGCCAACCUCGUCUCCUCCUCCCUCUACGAGCGCCGCUUCGGCCCUUACUUUGUCUCGCCCGUCGUCGCCGGCCUGGACCCCAAGACGGGGAAGCCCUUCAUCUGCGGCUUCGACAGCAUUGGCUGCAUCGACUUUGCAAAGGACUUUAUCGUGUCGGGCACGGCGUCGGAGCAGCUGUUUGGCAUGUGCGAGGGUCUGUGGGAGCCUGAUUUGGAACCCGAUGCGUUGUUCGAGACCAUUUCACAAGCCCUUCUGACUGCCGUCGACCGUGACGCUCUAUCCGGCUGGGGAGCCCACGUAUACAUCAUCGAGAAGGACAAGGUCACCAAGAGGUUACUAAAGGGUAGACAGGACUAAAGUCGCUUUGCUUUUCCAUAUAAAUACAUAUUACUAGACGAAGAACAAAAAAAAACGGGAUAUCACAAAUGGUUUGAGGGCCUGCAAGUGACCGAAGCUGUGUCUCUGCUGCAUGGAUAGCAGCAAGAGCUGACUCGAACACGUCAAUCGAGAUUACGAAUGCAUGCAAAAGACAAAUGAAAUAAACAAUUAACAAAAGUCCCAAAAUAUCAU